Molecule: messenger RNA, 3420 nt
Organism: Fundulus heteroclitus (mummichog)
Lineage: Eukaryota; Metazoa; Chordata; Actinopteri; Cyprinodontiformes; Fundulidae
Product: NACHT, LRR and PYD domains-containing protein 12-like
Exons: 10
Coding region: 1-3420 (1139 amino acids)
Molecular function (GO): protein binding
Source: RefSeq, a predicted model, not a curated record
AUGUUUAAAGAUGCAGCAACCUAUGACGACAAGAUCAACAUUGAUGAAGUGGACCAGUUGAACUCAGAGGUUCCCACAGGUCUGUCCGCCCGACAGCAUCAAACCCAGCUGGACUCCAUAUUUACGCUGCUGCAGGACAACAUUGUCACAUAUGUAAAGAACGAGCUGAAGAAGAUCCAGAAGGUUCUGAGUCCAGAUGACCCAGUUUGCUCAGAGAUUCAGAGAAAUGAUGAGGAGGUGUUAGAAGGUGAGGAUAAAGAGCAGAGGAGGAGCAGCAGAGAGGCACUCAUGAAGAUCACUCUGAACUUCCUGAGGAGGAUGAAGCAGGAGGAGCUGGCUGACCGUCUGCAGAGCAAACAACUUGCUGCAGUUUGUCAACAUAAAGUUAAAUCUGGUCUGAAGGAGAAGUUCCAGUGUAUGUUUGAGGGGAUCGCUAAAGCAGGAAGUCCAACUCUUCUGAACCAGAUCUACACAGAGCUCUACAUCACAGAGGUAGGGACUGGAGAGGUCAAUGAUGAACAUGAGGUCAGAAAGAUUGAAAUAGCAUCCAGGAAACCACACAGACCAGAAAUAACCAUCAGACAAGAAGACAUCUUUAAAGUCCCACCUGGAAGAGAUCAACCAAUCAGAACAGUGAUGACAAAGGGAGUGGCUGGCAUUGGGAAAACAGUCUUAACCCAGAAGUUCACUUUGGACUGGGCUGAAGGCAAAGCCCAUCAGAACAUCCAGUUGAUAUUUCCAUUCACCUUCAGAGAGCUGAAUGUGCUGAAAGAGAAAAAGUUCAGCUUGGUGGACCUUGUUCAUCACUUCUUUACUGAAACCAAAAAAAUCAGCAGCUUUGAACACUUCCAGGUUCUGUUCAUCUUUGAUGGUCUGGAUGAGAGUCGACUUCCUCUGGACUUCCAGAACCAGGAGAUCCUGACUGAUGCUACAGAGUCCACCUCAGUGGAUGUUCUGCUGACAAACCUAAUCAAGGGGAAACUGCUUCCCUCUGCUCACCUCUGGAUAACCACACGACCUGCAGCAGCCAAUCAGAUCCCUCCCGAGUGUGUUGGCAUGGUGACAGAGGUCAGAGGGUUCACUGACUCACAGAAGGAGGAGUACUUCAGGAAGAGAUUCAGAGUAAAUGAGCAUGCCAGGAAGAUCAUCUCCCACAUGAAGACAUCAAGAAGCCUCCACAUCAUGUGCCACAUCCCAGUCUUCUGCUGGAUAACUGCUACGGUUCUGGAGGACGUGUUGGAGACCAGAGAGGGCAGAAAGCUGCCCAGCACCCUGACUGAGAUGUACAUCCACUUCCUGGUGGUUCAGACUAAGGUAAUGAAGGUCAAGUAUGAUGGAGGAGCUGGAACAGGUCCACAUUGGAGUCCAGAGAGCAGGAAGAUGAUUGAGUCUCUGGGAAAACUGGCUUUCGAUCAGCUGCAGAAAGGAAACCUGAUCUUCUAUGAAUCAGACCUGACAGAGUGUGGCAUCGAUAUCAGAGCAGCCUCAGUGUACUCAGGAGUGUUCACACAGAUCUUUAAAGAGGAGAGAGGGCUGUACCAGGACAAGGUGUUCUGCUUCAUCCAUCUGAGUGUUCAGGAGUUUCUGGCUGCUCUUCAUGUUCAUCGGACCUUCAUCACCUCUGGUGUCAACCUGAUGGAAGAAACACAAACAUCUAAAUUGUCUUUAUUUUCUAAGAAACCUAAACUAAAGUGUCUUCACCAGAGAGCUGUUGAUCAGGCCUUACAGAGUCCAAAUGGACACCUAGACUUGUUCCUUCGGUUCCUCCUGGGACUUUCACUGCAAACCAAUAAGAGAUUCCUACAAGAUCUGCUGACACAGACAGGAAGUAGCUCACAAACCAAUCAGGAAACAGUUCAGUACAUCAAACAGAAGAUCAAUAAGAAUUUGUCUGUAGAGAAAAGCAUCAAUCUAUUCCACUGUCUGAAUGAACUGAAUGAUCGUUCUCUAGUGAGGAAGAUCCAACAGUCUCUGAGUUCCAGACGUCUCUCCACCGAUAAACUGUCUCCAGCUCAGUGGUCAGCUCUGAUCUUCAUCUUAGUGUCAUCAUCAGAAGAUCUGGAUGUGUUUGACCUAAAGAAAUACUCUGCUUCAGAGGAGGUUCUCCAGAGGCUGCUACCAGUGGUAAAAGGCUCCAACAAAGCUCUACUGAGUGGCUGUAACCUUUCAGAGAGAAGCUGUGAAGCUCUGUCCUCAGUUCUCAGCUCCCAGUCCUCCAGUCUCAGAGAACUGGACCUGAGUAACAACAACCUGCAGGAUUCAGGAGUGAAGCUUCUCUCUGUUGGACUUGAGAGUCCAAACUGCAAACUUGAAACUCUCAGACUGAAUGGCUGUAACCUUUCAGAGAGAAGCUGUGAAGCUCUGUCCUCAGUUCUCAGCUCCCAGUCCUCCAGUCUAAGAGAACUGGACCUGAGUAACAACAACCUGCAGGAUUCAGGAGUGAAGCUUCUCUCUGCUGGACUUGAGAGUCCAAACUGCAAACUGGAAACUCUCAGACUGAAUGGCUGUAACCUUUCAGAGAGAAGCUGUGAAGCUCUGUCCUCAGUUCUCAGCUCCCAGUCCUCCAGUCUCAGAGAACUGGACCUGAGUAACAACAACCUGCAGGAUUCAGGAGUGAAGCUUCUCUCUGCUGGACUGGAGAGUCCACACUGCAAACUGGAAACUCUCAGCUUGUCAGGCUGUCUGAUCUCAGAGGAAGGCUGUGCUUCUCUGGUCUCAGCUGUGAGCUACAACCCCUCCCAUCUGAAAGAGUUGGACCUGAUCUAUAAUCAUCCAGGAGACUCAGGAAUAAAGCUGCUGUCAGCUGGACUGAAGGAGCCACACUGGAGACUUGAAGCUCUGAGGGUGGAGCCUACUGGAGUCCAAUAUUUGACACAGGGUCCAUGGAAGUAUUCCUGCCAACUCACAAUCGACACAAAUACAGUGAACAGAAACCUCAAACUGUCUGAAGACAACAGGAAGGUGACAUAUGUGGAGGAACUUCAGUCAUAUCCUGAUCAUCCAGACAGAUUUGAUCAUCCUCAGCUGCUGUGUAGAACUGGUCUGACUGGUCGCUGUUACUGGGAGGUCAAGUGGAGAGGAGGAGUUGAUAUAUCAGUGAGUUACAGAAAAAUCAGGAGGAAAGGAGACAGUAGAAACUGUUGGUUUGGACUGAAUGAUCAGUCCUGGAGGCUGAGAUGCUCUGAUCAUCAUGGUUACUCUGUCUGGCACAAUAACAGACAAACCUCCAUCCCCUCUUCCUCCAUCUCUAACAGAGCGGCAGUGUAUGUGGACUGUCCUGCUGGUAUUCUGUCCUUCUACAGAGUCUCCUCUGACUCACUGAUCCACCUCCACACCUUCAACACCACAUUCACUGAACCUCUGCAUCCUGGGAUUGGGUUUUUGUGGCUCAGUUCUGGUUCCUCAGUUUGUUUGUGCUAA